GUUUAAUUGUGUACAAGAGUUCCUUUUUUUUUUUUUUUAAUAUUUCCUGGUUUUAUAAACUCGGAUGUUGAAACUCUGUCCAGUAAUGGGAGUUUUCAGUGAAGUGAUUGUGUUUUAUUGGAGGGAAUAAGACUUUGUCUUCAGGGCAUUUGAUUCCUCAUUACUUAUUGUAAUCAGAAAUCUUCAAGGGGCCAGUGGGCCACUAGAUUGAAGCAGAAGAUCUCUUUCCAUAUAAAUAUUUUUCUCUUAAUUUUUCUCUGAUAUAUAUGGCAGUAAUAAUUAGUUUCUUCUGUGUUUUGUAACUUUUUUUUUUUUAUUGUAUUUGGCAGGUUUGAAUGUUGAAAUUUCCGCCAAUUGUUUUUAUGUCUAAAUUGACUAUAUUAGCCUUUUCUGUCUUAUCUUUCAUAAACGUUUCCCUGUUUUCUCGCCUUUGCAGGCAUAAAUAAGGAGGGGUAGUUCUGGUUCUUGCCAUUAUAUCAUUUUUGUCGUUCUUUACUGUAAAAUCUGACACUUAAGGGUGUAGGCGUUGGUUUCAGCUUUUUGAGUUUUGACGUUUGGUUUUCAAAAUUCUGUCAAUUAAGGUAAAGAAGAUAGACAAGAGGGAGAUGGUGCAAAUGAUGAACAAGAUGGAAACUUCACGUUGGUGGUGGUUUGAUAGUCAUCACAACGGCUCAAAGCGCUCUCCAUGGCUCCAAUCCACUCUUUCUGAGCUGGACACGAAGACAAAGGCGAUGCUAAAAUUGAUAGAGGAAGAUGCAGAUUCAUUUGCUCAACGUGCAGAAAUGUAUUACAAGAAGCGGCCUGAGUUGAUUAGCAUGGUUGAAGAUUUCUACCGAGCCCACCGUUCGCUUGCUGAGCGGUAUGAUCAAGCUAAGUCAGACCCUGGAACUCGUCUCAUAACAGCAUUAGGAUCCCCAUUUUCUUCCACGAAGUACCUCUCAGAGAAGACACCAAAUGUGACAGAUAAAACCUAUGAUAGCUACUCUGAGACUUUUGAUUCUGAAGACUAUGCUGAAUCUGAAGUUGAUGACCCUGAACAUGAAACUGAGGAAGAAGUUGGGGAUCCUGAGCAGGAAGACAAAUGCGAAACCGAUAUAAUAAUAAAAGAUGUUCAAAAGGAAGAUGGAACCCGACUUGAUCAAGAAGUAACAGAAGAAGUUUCAAGUGAGGUCUGUGAUGAAGUAAUGAAGCUAAGGGAAGAAGUAGAGAGACUGAAAGAAGAGAACAAGUUUCAGAAGGCUCAAUUAAUGCAGAAAGAUGAAGAGAAGAGAGAGGUGAUUAGGCAACUCAGUUUGGCUGUCCAAGUGCUCAAGGAUGAGAAUAUGGUGCUCAAGAAGAGUAUCGUGAAAGAAUCCCCCAGGAAAUGGAGUCCCCUUGAAUUCAGCAAAUUAAAGGGAGGACUUUUUGGGAUGUUAUUCAAUGGAUCUCUGAAGUCUCAUGCUAGUGUUGUUGCUCUGUAGUUUUAGUUUGGUUAC
Durio zibethinus is the source of this 1475-nucleotide messenger RNA. Its product is annotated as protein NETWORKED 3C-like. Gene Ontology annotation, molecular function: actin binding. The record is from RefSeq and is a predicted model, not a curated record. NCBI's taxonomy places the organism in Eukaryota, Viridiplantae, Streptophyta, Magnoliopsida, Malvales, Malvaceae. Gene Ontology annotation, cellular component: vacuolar membrane.